Molecule: messenger RNA, 3660 nt
Organism: Macadamia integrifolia
Lineage: Eukaryota; Viridiplantae; Streptophyta; Magnoliopsida; Proteales; Proteaceae
Exons: 11
Coding region: 223-3519 (1098 amino acids)
Molecular function (GO): helicase activity
Source: RefSeq, a predicted model, not a curated record
UGGUUCUCUGCUUAUGUUUAAUGCAUGGUAGAAGGAAAAGAUAGCUGAGAGGAGAUAGAGAAGGCUUCAUUCACCUAAGUGCUUUACACAAGCCAGGUCCUCUUCUCUUCUUUGUUAUUAUUUUGUUUUAACUAAGGUGUUGGGGCCAGCUUAAACCCACAUCGACUAAUCCUCGGGGAGACUAGCGUAAGCUACUGCUGGUUGACACGGUGAGAGCCUAAAAUGGCUUCAGAUCUCGUGGAUUUGGUCUUCUCAUGGUCUCUUAGUGAUGUACGCAACAACCAACUCUUCAAAGAUAAGGUGAAAGUGAUCCCCAAGACAUUCUUGUCAGCACAGGAUUACUUGGAGUCAUACAUUUUCCCUCUCAUUGAGGAAACACAUGCUGCUCUGUAUUCAAGCAUGAUGAACCUGUACCAAGCACCUAAAUGUCAAAUAGUCCAUGUUCAAGAACUAUCUAAAGGUCAUAAGCCACAGAGAAAUUUGUUUUAUAACAUUGGAGUUUUGAGAGGAGGUGACAGUAAGAAUGGUAAAGAAACCUAUGAGCCUCAAGUAGGAGAUCUUAUUGCUCUCUCAGAUAUAAGACCCAUUCGCAUUGAUGAUUUAAAAAGAUCUUAUCUUCUUGCAUUAGUCAAUGAAAACAGCUCAUUCAUCAAAAUCCGUUCAUCAAAACCCAUUGUGUUUGAACAAAGAGUACCACUGCAGAGGAAGAGGGAACCACUUUUUGCUGUUUUUCUGAUUAACAUGACAACGAAUAUGCGUAUAUGGAAAGCAUUGCACCCGGAGAUGCAAGGGGGAAACAUGAAUGUUAUCAAGGAGGUCUUGUCCACUAAUUCCACUGUCGGGGUUGAUUGUUAUCGCUGCAAGUUGCCACAAGAUGACAGUAUCCCAGAUCUUCAAACCUUCAACCUCAAUGAAUCACAGACUGACGCAGUGGUAAGAUCCAUUGCUACUAAGAGUUGCAACCACAAGAGUUCAGUGAAGCUUAUUUGGGGCCCUCCAGGUACUGGGAAGACAAAGACGGUUGGCACCUUGCUCUGGGUACUUCUAAGAAUGAAAUGCAGAACCCUCACAUGUACACCAACCAAUACUGCCUUAGUGGAAGUCACAUCACGCCUCCUGAAGUUGGUUAAGGAGUCACCUCAGCAUCACAAUUAUGGCUUGGGAGGUAUAGUGUUAUAUGGUAAUAAGGAGCGAAUGAAGAUUAAUGAUCAUCAAGACCUUCAUGAUGUCUUUUUGGAUUAUCGAGCCACUAAGCUUGCAAAGUGCUUUGCUCCAUCCUCAGGGUGGAAUCACCAACUAAAGUCCAUGAUAUCCUUUCUUGAAGAUCCUCGUACUGAGUAUAUUUCUUAUUUGCAGGAGAAAAAUAAGGCAAAGGAGGGUAUUUCUCAAAAUGAUGAGAAAAAAGAUGACAAAAGCAAAAAAGAAAAAGAGGAGGAUAUUCCUGAGAAGUUGAAAGGAAAAACCAUGGAAGAAAUGAAGGAAAAAGUUAUUACAAACUUAAAAGAAGAGAAAAACAAAAAAAUAUCACAUGAUGAGAUUCUUGCUCAGGACUGUAAAAAGCAAUUGAAUUGCCUGAAACCAGAGGAUCCUUCUGAAACCAAGAAAACAGAAGGGAAUGAGGAUGAAAAGAAAGAUGUUUUGACAAUUGAGGAGUUUAUGAAGAAAAGAUUCACUCAUAUUUGGAUGGACCUUAAGUCACUUAUUAUUACUUUGUGUAUACACCUACCUACAUCCUUCAUUUCAGUGAGAGUAGGAGACCACAUGAGUAAAGCUCGCCAUAUGCUUGAAUCUCUUGGAACUCUGUUACAUGGAUCGGUUUCUGAUGAAGACCUGAAGUGUGUCUUUUUUUAUUCUGAAAAUUUAAAGACUACAUUUGGUGACUCCAAUACACUCUUGCUUGAUAUGACCAAAAAUCAGUGCCUUCAGAUUCUCAAGACACUUAAUGAAGAAUUUUCAGUUCCUAAAUAUAUGAAUAUACAUUCGAUAAGGAAUUUCUGUUUGCAACAUGCUUACCUGAUUUUCUGCACUGCUGCAAGCUCAACUAAGUUGCAAACAGAUAAGAUGACACCAUUGGAGUUGUUGGUUAUUGAUGAAGCAGCACAGCUUAAAGAAUGUGAAUCAGCCAUUCCCCUCCAACUCCCUGGUGUCCGGCAUGCCAUUCUCAUAGGUGAUGAACAGCAACUACCAGCAAUGGUUCAAAGCAAGAUUUCGGAGGAGGCUGGAUUUGGAAGAAGUCUGUUUGAAAGGUUGGUAUCAUUGGGACACAAGAAGCACCUUCUCAAUACCCAGUAUAGAAUGCACCCAUCAAUAAGCUUAUUCCCAAACACAGAAUUCUAUGGAAAACAGAUUUUGGAUGCUCCAAAAGUCAAAGAAGGAAGCCAUGAAAGACACUUCCUUCGAGGUAAUAUGUAUGGGCCCUAUUCAUUUAUAAAUGUCGCUUAUGGAAGGGAGGAAAAUGAUGGGCAUGGAAGGAAAAACAUGGUGGAGGUAGCAGUGGUUUCUGCGAUUGUGAAAAGCCUCUUCGAAGAAUCAGUUGCUUCAAGGCAGAAGCUUAGUGUUGGUGUAAUAUCCCCAUACAAGGCUCAAGUUUUUGCGAUUACAGAGAAACUUGGAGGCACAUAUGAUAAUUACAAUGACUUCUCUGUGAGUGUUCGGACUGUUGAUGGGUUUCAAGGUGGCGAGGAGGAUGUAAUAAUAGUCUCUACUGUCAGGUCUAAUGAGGAAGGAUCGGUGGGUUUCCUUGACAAACUUCAGCGUACAAAUGUAGCAUUGACCAGGGCAAGGUACUGCCUCUGGGUAUUUGGGAAUGCUCAAACUUUAAUCAAAAGUGAUUACAUUUGGAGGAAACUAGUCCUUGAUGCACAGGAUCGGGGGUGUUUCUUUGAUGCUGAUAAGGACAAGAGCUUGAACGAAGCAAUAAUUUCUUGUCUGGUUGAACUUGGUGAAUUUGACAAGCUACUUAAUUUGGAUUCUCUACUGUUUGAUGGAGCGAGGUGGAAGGUUUUCUUCAGCAAUGAUUUCUGGAAAUCAAUGGCUAAAAUAAGAAGGAUUGAGACUCAGAAAGAAGUGAUUGCUAAAUUUAUGAAGCUUGCAAGUGGAUGGCGUCAUCCCGGGAAGCAGGAAGAUCUAUACUUAACGGAUGGCAUUUCCUCUGAGCUGCUGGAAGUAUACAAGGUUGAUGAGUUGUUCAAUCUAGUCUGGACUGUUGAUGUUCUCAGAGAAAAUUUCAAUUGCAUCCAAGUCUUGAAAUUUUGGGAUGUUUUACCAUUGCAAGAGAUACCAAAACUAGCAAAGCGAGUGGAUGUUUUCCUUGAGAAUUAUAAAGUAGACGAUAUUAACCGCUGCAAGUUCAAAUGUUCUGAAGGGGAGUUGGAAGUUCCAAUGAGUUGGGAAAUCUCAAGUGCUGCAACUUUUGAGGACCAAUACAAUCCAGAACCUCUGCAAUAUUUGUCAAGUCGUUUCGAUUCACUCCAUCUGGGGAAGGAACCAAAUGCAUCAGCACCAGAAAAUGGGGAUUAGAGUUGGUGGCUCAAUAUGCCUACGCAUUUCCAGAAGGCUACUACAUACAUCCAGCUUAAAGAAGAAUUUUGAAAGUAUCUAAAAUCCUUCUCCUGCAAACAUUUUCUAAGACAUCUCUCCUAUUUGAUUGGAUUUUGCUAC